AUGCUGCAGGUUGAAAACGUGAAGUUACUGGAUCGCUAUGCAAAUAGGAAGGCAGCAAACGGGACGUUGUACCUGACAGCUACCCACCUGAUCUACGUGGAGGCUUCUGCUGAAGUCAGGAAAGAAACAUGGAUUCUGCAUCACCAUAUCGCAGCCAUAGAGAAGUUACCUGUGACCACGGCUGGGUACCACCUCCUCAUUCACUGCAAGAACUUCCACGUGGCUCACUUUGUUUUUGGGCAGGAACGUGACUGCCACGAGGUCUACACCUCCUUGCUGAAACUCUCGCAACCAGUGAAACCUGAAGAACUUUAUGCUUUCUCUUAUAAUCCUAAAAUGUCUAAAGAGAACCGGGAGGCUGGAUGGAAGCUGAUCGGUUUAACAUUAGACUACCAGCGUAUGGGAAUUCCAAACGACUACUGGGAAAUAACAGAUGUUAAUAAAGACUAUGAGGUUUGCAGCACGUAUCCUCCAGAAAUAGUGGUGCCUAGAGCUGCUAGUAAGGCGGUGGUGAUCGGAAGUUCAAGGUUCAGAAGCAGAGGGCGGAUUCCGGUGCUUUCGUACUUAUAUAAAGAAAACAACGCUGCCAUAUGCCGCUGUAGCCAGCCUCUGUCCGGGUUCAGCGCGCGCUGUCUGGAGGAUGAACAGAUGCUGCAGGCCAUCCGAGAAGCCAACCCUGGAAGCCCCUUCAUGUAUGUUGUAGACACGAGGCCAAAGUUAAAUGCCAUGGCCAACCGAGCUGCUGGGAAAGGUUAUGAGAAUGAAGAUAAUUACGAUAACAUUCGCUUUAAAUUUAUUGGCAUAGAAAACAUCCACGUGAUGCGGAACAGCUUGCAGAAGCUCCUGGAAGUGUGUGAAAUGAAGUCCCCGUCAAUGAGCGAUUUCCUCACUGGGCUGGAGAACUCAGGUUGGUUACGGCACAUUAAGGCUGUGAUGGAUGCAGGUGUCUUUCUUGCCAAGGCUGUGAAAGAUGAAAAAGCCAGCGUGUUAGUCCACUGCUCCGAUGGGUGGGAUCGCACGGCGCAGGUCUGCUCCCUGGCUAGUCUCCUCUUAGAUCCCUUUUAUAGGACUUUUAAAGGCUUCAUGGUUCUAAUAGAAAAGGAGUGGAUUGCAAUGGGGCACAAGUUCUCCCACAGGUGUGGUCAUUUGGAUGGUGACCCCAAAGAAGUGUCCCCUGUCUUCACUCAGUUCAUCGAAUGUGUCUGGCAGCUCAUGCAGCAGUUCCCCUGCGCCUUCGAGUUCAACGAGCGUUUCCUUCUCGAAAUUCACGACCACGUCUACUCCUGCCAGUUUGGCAACUUCCUCGGGACCUGCCAUAAGGAGCGCGAGGAUCUGAAAAUCUUUGAGAAGACCCAUUCUCUGUGGCCUUUCCUCUUACAGAAGAGGCAGGAAUUCCGAAAUCCUUUGUACAGAGGAUUUACAGCUUACCAAGAGCUUCUACCAAACACACUACCUUUCAGUUUCCAGUUUUGGUGUGGGAUGUACAAUCGCUUUGACAAAGGGAUGCACCCCAAGCAGCGUGUGUUGGAUCAUCUGCUCGGCUGCAUGAGCAAAAAGGUGCAACUGGAGGACAACGCGUCUGAGCUGGAAAAUAAACUUCCUUUCCUCGAUGGCCCUUCGCCCAGCGAAGCUUGCUCCUUACCUAGAGCAAGCCGUGCUCCUUCAAAAACGCCGAUGCUCAACACUCCUCAGGAUUACGGAGGGGACCCUCCUCUCACGCUGAGCAACGGCGGCUCUGCCGGGGAGCUUGAUCUGCCAGUUGCAACCCAAAAGCACGAAGAGAACCCGCCUCACCCCUGCAACCUUCCCGACGCCGUUGACAAUUUAGACUCUGAAGUGCAGGAUGGAAAGCCGCGGCGCCGUUGA
Apaloderma vittatum (bar-tailed trogon) is the source of this 1866-nucleotide messenger RNA. It is a transcript of the gene MTMR8, whose product is annotated as myotubularin related protein 8. The record is from RefSeq and is a predicted model, not a curated record. Gene Ontology annotation, cellular component: nuclear envelope. The transcript has 13 exons. Gene Ontology annotation, molecular function: phosphatidylinositol-3,5-bisphosphate phosphatase activity. Gene Ontology annotation, biological process: dephosphorylation; negative regulation of autophagy. NCBI's taxonomy places the organism in Eukaryota, Metazoa, Chordata, Aves, Trogoniformes, Trogonidae. The coding region runs from base 1 to 1866 and encodes 621 amino acids.